AUGUUCGACAAAGUAGUCUUCAUUGCGCUGUUUGCGCUUACCAGAACCUCAUCGAAUCCACAAGAACUUAUGCGGCCUGAACAACGUACAAUUAUUGAACAUCUAUCCUGCUCCGCCUUACAAGGACUAGAAUCAAUUAAAUUGAGCAACCUUCACUUUAUGUCGAUAGAGAACCCUUGCAAAUUAAUCGCUCUAAAAGUCUCUUUGAACAACAACAAAUUUCCGAGUUCCCAACAAGCUUUCUAUAUAACUGCAACGGAUAUUGAUCUAACUAACAACGAGUUUGUCGGAACGGAACAAGAAUAUUAUAUAGUGGGCCGUAAAGUACAUCUAGAAAACAAUACAUACGCAGGCCAACUCCAAUUUCAUCAUACAAUAGGAUAUGAGAUUGACAUGUUAAGUAAUUUAUAUGAUGGUCAAGGCCAAAUCCAUCAGGUAGUCGGAAGUCAUGUAAAACGGGUUUCCAAUCAUUAUAAUGAAGUUCAAAAUAACUUACCCGCUGGAAACUGUGAAAGAUUUAUUCAAAGCGUGUAUUUUAAAUCGAUGGCUGGUAGUGACGUAACUUCGGAGGUCACUAAUGAAAUUACCCGUCAGUGCAGUUCUCUCAAAAAGUAA
Cotesia congregata is the source of this 615-nucleotide messenger RNA. The record is from the annotation of a GenBank genome assembly. Lineage: Eukaryota; Metazoa; Arthropoda; Insecta; Hymenoptera; Braconidae.